GAUUUUUGACGUACCGUUUGUAUCUCCUUGAAGCACAUGUAUCUCCACAUAAAUUGUGUGAAUAAUCAAGGUUUUUGUUUUAUAAUUAACGCUGAAUCUAAAUUAACUCAAGAUGCAGGGGCCUGCAGUGUUUAUGGAAAUAUCAUUGGAAGAUCAGGCUCAAGAACUUCGUAAAUACUUCAAGAGUCUCGGCGCUGAGAUCUCCGAAGAGAAGUCCCCUAAGGGCAUAGAAGAUGAUUUACACAAAAUUGUAGGAGUAUGUGAUGUUUGUUUCAAGGAACCCAAUGAAGCUGAUAUUGAAGCUAUUCUAAACAGUAUUGUUUCUAUUAUGGUGUCGAUCCCAUUGGAGAGGGGUGAAAACCUCAUUCUGGCAUUCAGUCAAAGACUUACAAAGGCACCUGGUCCGAAACUGGGAAUGGUUGCUCUACAAUCCCUCUGGCGGUUAUACAACAACCUAGAAGCCAACUCCCCCCUGCGCUACCAUGUUUACUACCAUGUGAUUGAGCUGGCAGCGCGCGUGGGCUCUGUGCAGGAAGUGUUCACAGGCGUGGAGCAGCUUCGCAAAGAGUUCGCAACCUGCCCACCCUCUAACGAGCAGAUGCAGAAGCUGUAUCGGUUGCUGCACUCUGUGCUUAAGGACAGUAACAGUGAACUGGCUUCAAAAGUGAUGAUCGAGUUGCUCGGCACAUACACGGACGAGAACGCGUCGUCGGCGCGCGACGACGCCAUCAAGUGCAUCGUGACGGCGCUGGCCGACCCCAACACCUUCCUGCUGGACCCGCUGCUCGCGCUCAAGCCCGUGCGCUUCCUCGAGAACGACCCCAUCCAUGACCUGCUCACCAUCUUCGUUUCGGAGAAGCUCGCCAAAUACCAGGAGUUUUAUAACAACCAUAAGGAAUUUGUGCACUCACAGGGUCUCAACCAUGAGCAAAACAUCAGGAAGAUGCGGAUAUUGUCCUUCAUGCAGAUGGCAGAGACCAACCCCGUGAUCACGUUUGAUGAGAUCGUCUCGGAGCUUCAGAUUGAAGAGAAAGAUGUGGAGGCGUUCAUCAUUCAGGUGCUGAAGACGAAGCUGGUGCGCGCGCGCAUGGACCAGGCGGCGCGCUCGGUGCGCGUGUCGGCCACCAUGCACCGCACGUUCGGGCCGGCGCAGUGGCAGCAGCUGCGCGCCGUGCUGGCCGCCUGGCGCGCCAACGUGCACGCCGCGCACGACUCCAUGAAGAGCGUCGCCACCGCGCAGCUCGAGCUGGCGCAGCAGCAGCAGAAGGCUUAGCCGACGCGACCGAUCACUGCUUGGGGCCACUAACUAAACAUUUAACCACCAACUA
This is a messenger RNA of Cydia pomonella (codling moth), 1328 nucleotides long. It is a transcript of the gene eIF3m, whose product is annotated as eukaryotic translation initiation factor 3 subunit M. The record is from RefSeq and is a predicted model, not a curated record. Gene Ontology annotation, molecular function: translation initiation factor activity. The transcript is spliced from 7 exons. Bases 113 to 1273 code for a protein of 386 amino acids. Gene Ontology annotation, cellular component: eukaryotic translation initiation factor 3 complex; cytoplasm. Gene Ontology annotation, biological process: cytoplasmic translational initiation. NCBI's taxonomy places the organism in Eukaryota, Metazoa, Arthropoda, Insecta, Lepidoptera, Tortricidae.